AGCAUGUCGGCCGGCGGACCGCCGGUCCUGCCGCCUCCGAACCCCGCCGUGUCCUUCCCCGCACCCCGGGUCACCCUCCCGGCCGGCCCCGACAUCCUGCGAACCUACUCGGGCGCUUUCGUCUGCCUGGAGAUUCUGUUCGGGGGACUCGUCUGGAUUUUGGUCGCCUCCUCCAACGUCCCUCUCCCCCUGCUCCAAGGAUGGGUCAUGUUUGUGUCCGUGAUGGCUUUUCUCCUGUCCCUCCUCUUCCUGGGCCUGUUCCUCUCUGGCAUGGUGACUCAGAUCAAUGUCAACUGGAACUUCCUGGACUUUGCUUACCAUUUUACAGUGUUCGUCUUCUACUUCGGAGCUUUUUUACUAGAAGCAGCAGCCACAUCCCUGCAUGACCUCCACUGCAAUACAACCAUGACUGUGGAACCGCUCUUGACUGAUGGCCAGUAUAACAUAAACGUAGCAGCUACAAUUUUUGCCUUUGUGACGACAGCUUGUUAUGGUUGCAGUUUGGCUCUGGCU
Molecule: messenger RNA, 513 nt
Organism: Hipposideros armiger (great roundleaf bat)
Lineage: Eukaryota; Metazoa; Chordata; Mammalia; Chiroptera; Hipposideridae
Gene: MAL2
Product: mal, T cell differentiation protein 2
Exons: 4
Biological process (GO): myelination
Cellular component (GO): membrane
Molecular function (GO): structural constituent of myelin sheath
Source: RefSeq, a predicted model, not a curated record